AUGGCAACUCCUGCUGCUACAAGAGACAAAUACAGAUCCUACUUGAGUGAAGAGGAGAUCAACAACACCAAAUGGAAUUUUGGUCCUCCCAAUUAUGAUGAUGUAAACAAGCUCUUUGAAGAAGGAAGAACUAAUAUAUGGCCGGUUGGAUCACUUGAAGAGAAAGUGCAGAGGCUUGUGAAGACAUGGGAGAUGGAAUUGUUACACAAGGCAGAUCCAGAUGAGUACAAGACCGUUGAUGCAGAGAAGUUCAAAUUUGGCGUCAAUGGUAGAAAAUUUUUCACAUUGGCGGAAAUUAUAAAUAUUGGGGGAGGUUAUAAUGCAUUUCUUCAGACAUCCUUGCCAACAUCUUUGAGACUCUACAAUUCUGAGGAGGAAACAGCUGGUUCAUCACAAACUCUUUUCAAAACAACAUUCCCACGUGGAUUUGUAAUUGAAAUUCUUCAAGUGUAUUCAGGACCUCCUGUGAUUGUGUAUAAAUUUAGGCACUGGGGUUUCAUGGAGGGCGCUUUUAAAGGGCAUGCUCCUACUGGAGAAAAGGUUGAAUUCUUUGGAAUGGCCAUUUUUGAGUUGGAUGAACACUCCAAGAUUGUGAAGGUGGAGUUCUUUUAUGACCGUGGAGAACUGCUGGCAGGAUUUUAUACAGCAAAUGGUAACUGUGGAGUUCAAGCAAAAGAUUUUCAUAACUCAUCGAGUUAUAAGGAUGAUUUGAUUCUGCUUACGAGAAUCAGAUAUUUCGUUGAUCCUGGUUAUCCAUAUGAAGAAGCUUUGUCAAAAAACAGGACUGAUUUGACAAUGUAUCUUUAUAAUAAACAAUUCAGCAUGACUAAAGGAGGAUUGAUUCUGCAAAAACCAGAUAGUACACCACUCCAGUAUGCUGCAACUGCUUCUUUUCUUAGCAAAUUGUACAGUGACUAUCUUGAACUUUUACGACGUACUAGUGGAAGUUGCAACACUGAUAAUUUUACUCUUGAAAUGCUGAGACUGAGAGGUUUCUCCAUGUCACAGGUUGAUUACAUUCUUGGUAAUAAUCUCAUGAAGAUGAGCUACAUGUAG
Fraxinus pennsylvanica is the source of this 1056-nucleotide messenger RNA. The record is from the annotation of a GenBank genome assembly. Lineage: Eukaryota; Viridiplantae; Streptophyta; Magnoliopsida; Lamiales; Oleaceae.